Molecule: messenger RNA, 2055 nt
Organism: Carassius carassius (crucian carp)
Lineage: Eukaryota; Metazoa; Chordata; Actinopteri; Cypriniformes; Cyprinidae
Product: mannose-1-phosphate guanyltransferase alpha-A-like
Exons: 13
Coding region: 269-1552 (427 amino acids)
Biological process (GO): biosynthetic process
Cellular component (GO): cytoplasm
Molecular function (GO): transferase activity
Source: RefSeq, a predicted model, not a curated record
AUAAUCCUCCUGGUACUUCCGGAACUGCCGCUGUGAGCUCUUUCGUUUUUACGCUGCUGUCAUGUUGAUUUCCUUGGAAUUGGAUACAUAAACAGUUUUAUUUUUUAUUUUUUUUUAUUUUAUUGCACGUUGAAUGAUAUAGAAUGACAUUUAUACAUCAGCUCGAUUCACUGAAGGAGCUUGAAUACUUCCUGCUCGACCAUCUCAGCAGUAUUUAGAGAGCUUUUUGAUUUUUACACCUAUAUGCAUACAUAAGAAGAAAGUAAUCAUGCUGAAGGCUGUUAUUCUUAUCGGAGGUCCUCAGAAAGGCACCCGGUUUCGCCCGCUGUCUUUUGAGGUGCCCAAACCUCUGUUUCCAGUGGCUGGAGUGCCAAUGCUACAGCAUCACAUUGAGGCCUGUUCUAAGCUUCCUAAUAUGAAGGAGAUCUUACUUAUUGGCUUUUAUCAGCCCAAUGAAGAACUCAACAGAUUUUUGUCAUGCGCCCAACAAGAUUUCAAAAUCUCAAUAAGAUACCUUCAGGAGUACGCUGCUCUGGGCACUGGAGGAGGAAACUACCACUUCAGAGAUCAGAUCCUGUCUGGUGGUCCAGAGGCAUUUUUUGUCCUGAAUGCUGAUGUGUGCUCAGAGUUUCCUCUGCCAGAGAUGACGGACUUCCAGAAGGAGCACGGAGACGCUUACAGUUUUGUCAUCCUCGGUACCACGGCCAACAGAAAACAGUCCCUGAACUACGGCUGCAUUGUUGAGAAUGAACAAACUGAUGAGGUCUUGCAUUAUGUUGAGAAGCCCAGUACAUUUGUGAGUGACAUAAUCAACUGUGGGAUAUACCUGUUCACUCCGGAGAUAUUCCAGCACAUCGGAGCAGUUUUCCAGAAGAACCAGCUGGACAUGAUGUUAUAUUACGAUGAGGGAGAGGAGCAGUCCAACGGCUGGCAUCGGGCAGAGGUGAUCCGUCUGGAGCAGGACAUCUUCACGGCGCUGGCAGGCCAGGGCAUAUUAUAUGUGUACAAAACAGACCGCUUCUGGAGCCAGAUCAAAUCUGCAGGAUCUGCAAUCUAUGCAAGCCGUUUGUAUCUUAACCAGUAUCACAAGACACAUCCAGAGAGGUUAGCUACUAAUAAAGAAGGAGGGCCAAAGACCAGAGGAAAUGUUUAUAUACAUCCAACUGCCAACAUUGAUCCAACUGCUGUGUUAGGUCCAAAUGUGUCCAUAGGUACAGGUGUAACGAUCGGUGCAGGAGUUCGUGUGAGGGAGUCCAUCAUCCUCCAUGGUGCUACAUUACAGGAUCACAGUUGCGUGUUGAACAGUAUUGUGGGCUGGGGUAGCACCAUUGGCAAAUGGGCCAGAGUGGAAGGAACCCCCAGUGACCCAAAUCCUAAUGACCCAUAUGCCAAAAUUGACAGCGAGACACUCUUCAGAGAUGGAAAACUAACACCCUCUAUUACAAUUCUAGGCUGUAAUGUAAAUAUCCCAUCUGAGGUCAUCAUACUCAACUCCAUUGUCCUGCCACACAAAGACCUCAACAGAAGCUUCAAAAACCAGAUCAUAUUGUAGUUGCAGUUUCAUUUGUACUUAUAGUAUGGCAUUUGCAUACAAAUAAACAUGUAUUUGAAAUGGAAAUGGAUGAAUCAUCUGAAGAUUCUGAGUGUGGUUAUGGAUAAAUAUGGAUUUACCAUUGUACAGUAUUAUCACGUCAAAACUGGAUAAAACAAAUGCAAAAAUACUUCUUCUAAAGAUCUCUUCUCUGUUAAACUGUUUCUAAAAUGACUUGAAAUUCAUUUAAUUUACAACUUGUUGGCUCCUUGUCAGUGAAAUUUGUCCUGUUUCGUUCCAGCAUUUUAAAUGUCAUGUAAAACAAAACAAAAAAUGCUAAGACAAAUGGUAAAAUCUUGUAAUUGGAUACCAGUUGUGUUGGUAAUUGUUUUGAAUAAUUGAUGUUUCUGUGACUGCUCCCUGUAUGAAAGCCGAGUGCAGUGUAAGAGUCAGAUGCCUGCAAUAAAUUAUAUUUUGAUUAAGUCACAAAAGGUAAUAAAGCAAUUUACUGCUGUCCUGUUAGA